CAGACAUGCACUCUGGGGUAGAGAAUCAUAUCACCAGAACCAGGACAGGGAGGCCAGCAGAGGUUCCAGCGGAGGGAGCGUCCAGGCCCCGUACUUCUCUCCUUGGGAGCCGGCAGGGUCGCCCAGCAUGCCCACUGGCAAGAGAGGGGACUGACCCACUUGCUUCCCUCAGCUUCUAAAGCUCCAAAGUCCAGAGGUGUUGAGAGCCAGGUCCAAGACACGUGCUGCUCACCAGGAUGGACAAAUUGCCAACAAUGUGGUGCAUUGUUCUGUUUUCUGUUUUGCCAUGGGUUUAUGCUGAGCCUACUAUGUAUGGGGAGAUACUGUCUCCUAACUAUCCUCAGGCAUACCCCAAUGAGGUAGAGAAAACUUGGGAUAUAGAAGUUCCUGAAGGGUACGGGAUCCAUCUCUACUUCACCCAUCUGGACAUAGAGCUGUCAGAGAACUGCGACUAUGACUCGGUGCAGAUAAUAUCAGGAGGCAUUGAAGAAGGGAAAAUCUGCGGACAGAAGACCAGCAAGAAUCCCAACUCCCCAAUCGUGGAAGAGUUCCAAGUCCCAUCUAAUCAACUGCAGGUGAUCUUUAGGUCAGACUUCUCCAAUGAAGAGCGUUUCACUGGGUUUGCUGCAUACUAUGUUGCAGUAGAUAUUAAUGAAUGCACAGACUUUGCAGAUGCCCCUUGUAGCCACUUCUGCAACAACUUCAUUGGUGGUUACUUCUGCUCCUGCCCCCCAGAAUACUUCCUCCAUGAUGAUAUGAAAAAUUGUGGAGUUAAUUGCAGUGGGGAUGUGUUCACUGAACUGAUUGGGCAGAUCACAAGUCCCAAUUAUCCUAAUCCAUAUCCAGAGAAUUCAAGGUGUGAAUAUAAGAUCCUGUUGGAGAAGGGUUUCCAAGUGGUGGUAACUGUGCGGAGAGAAGAUUUUGAUGUGGAACCAGCUGAUUCAGAGGGCAACUGCGUUGACAGUUUAGUUUUUGUAGCAAAAGACCAGCAGUUUGGUCCUUACUGUGGAAAUGGAUUCCCUGGGCCACUAAAUAUUGAAACCCAUAGUAAUGUUCUUGAUAUCAUCUUUCAAACUGACCAAACAGGGCAGCAAAAGGGCUGGAAACUUCGUUAUCAUGGAGAUCCAAUCCCCUGUGCUAAAGAAUUCACUGCCAAUUCUGUUUGGGAGCCUCAGAAGGAAAAAUAUGUGUUCAAAGAUGUGGUGAUGAUAACCUGUCUGGAGGGGUUCGAAGUUGUACAGGGAAGUGGUAGCUUGAGACAUUUCUAUUCUACUUGUCAAAGCAAUGGAAAGUGGAGUAAUUCCAAACUGAAGUGUGAACCUGUGGACUGUGGCUCUCCUGAUCCCAUUCCAAAUGGUAAAGUCGAAGAACCAGAAGAUACUUUAUUUGGUUCUGUUGCUCGCUACACUUGUGAGGAGCCAUAUUACUACAUGCAGAAUGAAGAAAGUGGAGAGUAUCACUGUGCCGGAAACGGGAGCUGGGUGAAUGAUGUGCUGGGCACAGAGCUGCCACAAUGUGUUCCAGUCUGUGGAAUUCCCAGUAAACCCUUGGAAGGAACACAGAGGAUAUUUGGAGGGUCUCCUGCAUUUAUUGAAAAUUUCCCCUGGCAAGUCUUCUUUGCACACCCACGGGCUGGUGGGGCUCUCAUUGAUGAGUAUUGGGUGCUGACAGCUGCGCAUGUUGUGGAGAAAAACCGGAACCCAGAAAUGUAUGUUGGGUCUACCUUAGUGAAUCGUGAAAGACUGACAAAUUCCCAGAUGCUCAUUCCUGAACGUGUGAUUAUUCAUCCGGGUUGGACCUCCCUAGAUGACCCGGACACACGGAAGAAUUUUGACAAUGACAUUGCGCUGGUACGGCUUAAAGACCCAGUGAAAAUGGGACCCACUGUGUCCCUUAUCUGCCUGCCAGGCAACUCCUCAGAGUACAACCCCUCAGAGGGAGCCAUUGGACUGAUUUCAGGCUGGGGCAGAACAGAAAAUAAAAAUAUUGUUUUACAGCUCAGAGGGGCAAGGCUACCCAUUGCUCCUUUACAAAAGUGCAAGGAGGUGAAGGCAAAAAAAUCGGGAGUGGAUAUAAAAACCUUCGUUUUUACUGAUAACAUGAUCUGUGCUGGAGAUCAGAAAGGUGUUGAUAGCUGUGAAGGGGACAGUGGUGGGGCCCUUGUUCUACCAGACCCCGAUAAAAGUAAUCCCAAAUUCUAUGUAGCUGGCUUGGUGUCCUGGGGCCCACAAUGUGGGACCUACGGGAUCUACACAAGAGUGAAGAACUACAUUGACUGGAUAAAGAAGACUAUGCAGGAAAAUAAUACCCCCAGUACAGACUAAUCCACACGUAUUCCACCAGCCUUUCCAAGGGCUAGGACCAAUCUGUUGCUUUCUGUCCUUCAUAGAGCUUGGGUGUAGGGUAUACAUGGCUGGAGGUGGUGUUUGAUCAUGACAUAGUAUUGAUCGUUCAGCGUGAUCUAAAUCUGUGGAUAACAACAUGAGAAGGGCACUGCUAUCUUGCACUAUUCCAUAGGGAGUCUCCUUUCUUGAUAAUUACCUGGUGUUACAGUUCUGACUCUGAAAUUUAUUGUUGGGCAUACCCUUGAUUUAUUUGUUUCCCUUUCAUCUGUCCAAAGUUCUACUUACUUUAUCAUUCUCAAUGUCUACUAUCUACUUGUAAUAAAGCAGGUUUAUAACCCA
Molecule: messenger RNA, 2684 nt
Organism: Myotis davidii
Lineage: Eukaryota; Metazoa; Chordata; Mammalia; Chiroptera; Vespertilionidae
Gene: C1S
Product: complement component 1, s subcomponent
Exons: 12
Coding region: 237-2324 (695 amino acids)
Biological process (GO): proteolysis; complement activation
Cellular component (GO): extracellular region
Molecular function (GO): calcium ion binding; serine-type endopeptidase activity
Source: RefSeq, a predicted model, not a curated record